AUGAGUCAUUAUCACGGAUUGAGCCACUUGGCGGCCGCUGGUAGGAUGUGCUCGUCGGCUGACGUGGCUGCUGCUGCUGCCGCCGUGGCAUCAGCUCCCUGCUGGGAGAAGCUAACGACCGCUCCAUGGCUGCGAAACGGAGGAGGCGGCCAGUUCGUCGCGUCGCCAUCCCCAUCCCCGGCAACGUCAGCGACUGUGGCGGCGACGGCCACGGCAGCGGGGGCGGCGGCGGCGGCGGCUCUCACGGCGGGACAGGCUGCGCAGCAGCAGCAGCAGCAGCAGCAGCAGCAGCAGCGGCGGCGGAUGAUAAAGCUGCGAAUGGCGAGGCAGGCCGAGCGAGACCUGCUGGCACGACUGCAGCGCGAGGGGGAACGACAGCGAGAGCAACGCGGCCGGCCCAGCGCAGGAGAGGCCGGGGAGGAGCUCUCUUUGAAGGAGCACGCUUUGAGGGCGUUUCCGCUACAGCCUGCUACAACUGCUGCGGCUGCUGCUGCUGCUGCUGCUGCUGCUGCUGCCACUACUACUACCGCUGCUACAACUGGCCAAGGAGCCGAUACAACGGCGGAGCAGGCGCAGGUGCUGCUGAUGCCGCAACAACCAUCCCUGUCAGGUUCAGCAGCCAAGGCCAGUGCGUAUCAUCACCUCACAGGCUUGCCGCGCCACAUGGUGUUUCAAACCCUGGGCCGCACCGGUGCCUCCCGUGGGGGCUGUGUGGGCAGAGGCGACGGGGCCAGUGGCGGAGGCGGGGGGGGAGGUGGCGGCGGCAGCGGGGGGCUGCAGCGAUGGUCAUCGCUGCCUGCUGGGCGAACGAGCUUGACGGCAGAACUUUUGGAGAUGGCUCAAAUGGCUCAACUGGCGCAACUGGCACAAAUGGCCCAUCUGGGGAAGAUACCAAAGAUGGCACAGAUGCCAGAGAUGACACAGAUGGCACCGGCCAUGGCUUCUCCUCCUAAUCACCCUCAUGGUGCCGGUACCCGCAAUACGGUCCCUGCCCCUCCGCCCCUCACGCUGCCUAGCGACCUGCUCGCUUCGCGGCGCACGCUCAGUCUGCCGCCCGACUCGCUGCAAGCGGCCAUGUGGGCGGGACGGGCGGGCAAGGAGGGGGACGACAGCGCGAUGCUGCCCCAGGCAUUGCUGCUCAGCCCACAGCGAUCCCUUCCCACCUACACCACGGCCAGCAGCAAGGUUACCAGCAGCACUGUUACCAGCAUCGCCUCCACUGGUAGAAAGAAACGCUCCUCUCUAGCUUCAAAGACACAGCCGAUGCAGCAGACCACUUUCUCCACUGCUCCCACUCUUGCUGCUGUUGCUGCUGACGCUGCUGCUGCUGCUGAUGAUGAUGAUGAUGCUGAUGCUGCUGCUGCUGCUGCUGCUGCUGCUGCUGCUGCUGCUGCUGCUGCUGCUGCUGCUGCUGCUGCUGCUGCUGCUGCUGCUGCUGCUGCUGCUGCUGCUGCUGCUGCUGCUGCUGCUGCUGCUGCUGCUGCUGCUGCUGCUGCUGCUGCUGCUGCUGCUGCUGCUGCUGCUGCUGCUGCUGGUGACGAUGCUGAUGCUGCUGCUGCCGGUGAUGUUGCUAGGGUAGCAGGACGAGAGAGUGGAGGGAGCAUGGAGUGUGAUACAGAACUUAGAAUGAUGUGCUCCAGGGAGGUAGUUGCUGCUGUUGAUGCUGCUGCCGGCUGUGGAAAAUAA
Closterium sp. Naga37s-1 is the source of this 1686-nucleotide messenger RNA. Lineage: Eukaryota; Viridiplantae; Streptophyta; Zygnematophyceae; Desmidiales; Closteriaceae. The record is from the annotation of a GenBank genome assembly.